Messenger RNA from Ceraceosorus guamensis, 3261 nucleotides. RefSeq lists its product as hypothetical. Gene Ontology annotation, cellular component: chromosome; chromatin; nucleus. Lineage: Eukaryota; Fungi; Basidiomycota; Exobasidiomycetes; Ceraceosorales; Ceraceosoraceae. The coding region runs from base 284 to 3187 and encodes 967 amino acids. Gene Ontology annotation, molecular function: histone H3K36 methyltransferase activity; protein binding. The transcript has 7 exons. Gene Ontology annotation, biological process: regulation of DNA-templated transcription. The record is from RefSeq and is a predicted model, not a curated record.
CGCUUAUUGGAGUCAAAGAGUAGUCGCCCACCAUCUUCAUACCUUUGCUCAUUCCUCACGCUUCCAAAUUCGUAUCGUACAUCCUGCGCUCGAUCUCACAGCUUUUUGCAAGCGCUUGGAACAGGCUUCAUCCACCCCACCCCCACCAUAAGUCCCUUUUUAUCCCCAGCCACCUUAAGCAGGAAAGGAGCAGCGGUUCUGACCAGAGGCAAAGGACACACGGGGGGCUUGCGUCUCUCCUCUAUAUUCGGCUUGUUGUGGUUCGGGCAAUGGACAGAAGAAGAUGAGUCCUGCUUUGCCAACAUCAUCAGAAGAGGAACGUCGCGCUGCGGCAGGAGCUCUGGAAUCGCGACCUGACGAGGUGGAGAUGAGGUCGUGCGCGCCCACAGCCCAGCUCGUUGUCAAAGAAGAGUCCGACAGCGAAAAGCCAAAGAGGUCCAAGUUGCGUUUUCAAACCCCUUCUGCGCACAGCAGUCAUGCCAGUGUUGACGACAAGAAUGGCUUGUUGCCAUCCGACGACGAGAAGGCGCCUGCGUGGGACGAGCAUGAGGACUCAGCGAGCGUAGGGUCGAGCGCGAGCGAGAGCAGCUCCAGCGCAUCCUCCUCGCGCUCCUUGUCCUUUGAGCCCAAGGCAGAGCCGUAUCAGUCGACAGCAUCUUCUUCAGCAUCUCCCAUCAAAAGUGCCGCAUCCUCAGGACCAUCCAAGGCACCUAGGCGCCAACCAAAGGAGCCCGCCAGGCCGCCUCAGCUCAUACAACAUUUGCCACUGGCAGAGUGGGAAGCCAUGCAGACUUUUGAUGAGCUGCCGCGCAACUGGUACGAGAGAGCAAAGCUGGGCAGGAGCAAAGGACAAGAGGAAGGGAUGGUUUGCGAGUGUAGAUAUCGAAGUGGCGAUGACCCUGCACUUGUUGCCUGCAGCGAGGACUCUGGUUGUAUCAAUCGCCUGACGCAGGUCGAAUGUCUGGCUUCAGAUUGCCAAUGCAAAGAGCAUUGUCAGAAUCAGCGAUUCCAACGAGCGCAAUACGCCAACAUUGAAAUCGUCCAAACCGAAAAGAAGGGCUUUGGCUUGCGCGCAGCCAAUGAUUUGCCCGCCGACGCGUUUAUAUACGAGUAUAUUGGCGAGGUCGUCGAGCACAAGACUUUCAUGAAGCGGAUGCAGCAGUACGCCCAAGAAGGUGUCAGGCACUUCUACUUCAUGAUGCUGCAGCGAGAAGAGUACCUCGAUGCCACGAAAAAGGGCGGCAAAGCGCGGUUCAUAAAUCAUAGCUGCUCGCCAAACUGUUAUGUUGCAAAAUGGCACGUUGGCAAGCACAUGCGGAUGGGCAUCUUCGCUCAGCGAAGCAUCACAGCUGGCGAAGAAUUGACUUUCAAUUACAACGUUGAUCGAUACGGCCAUGACGCGCAAGAGUGCUUCUGUGGAGAGCCAAAUUGCGUUGGCACGCUUGGAGGGAAGACCCAGACCGAUAUCGGGGGCAUGGACCAGCUGUACAUUGAUGCUCUUGGCAUAGCCGAGGAGGUGGAUGCUUUGGAAGCAAAAGGUUCGCGGCGAAAGAAGAGCAGGCAUUUGGAUGAAGACUUCAACCCGGUCAUGCGACCUAUCGAGGCUCAUGAAGUCGCUCGAGUGAUCGCAGCAGUUCGACAAGCGCAGUCGGACAAGAGAAUCUUGCAGAAGCUACUGGAGCGCAUACACAUGACAACAGACGUCGCAGUGCAGAAGGCGCUCGUCAGGCUGCAUGGUUUCGUUCUGAUGGCGGCCAUCAUGGAGGAGUGGCGGGACGACAGAGCAAUUCUGCUUUUGGUGAUGGGGAGCAUGGCUCGUUGGCCGCUCAUUGCGCGCAACAAGGUUGUGGACUCGGGCGUGGACAGCACGGUCCGAGAUUUGACGUCCGACCAAAACAAGGACAUUGCCGAGCUCGCACAAAGUCUGUUGGAUGCGUGGGAAGCACUGGAGCUGAGCUAUCGCAUCGCCAGAAGAGAGGUCCCUCUGGACGCAGACGAUUCCACGCGUGAAACCCCAUCUUGGAUGGAACAGCGGCGAGCGGAUGAGUCCGAGGAGAUUGCGGUAGCCUGGAGCAAUGCACGAGCCCCCAACGCAAUCUCAACGUCUCUUCAUUCUUUAUUCCCACGACCCCUCGGCACGCUCGCUGUUGCCGCUCCUGCGAUUCAUCCUCCUCCUCGAAGGCGAGCAUUGCAAGGAUCGCCCUUUACCCCUCGAACACCAGAACAUGCAUCUCCAGCGCCGGUCAAACCGCGGCAGAAAAGCCUGGAGGAGAUUAUCAGACAGGCCAAUGCGGACGCGGCGCUGCAAACACAACUUUCCGACGAUGUCGCUCGAGUCGAACGUGAGAGAGAAAAGGAAAGGCAACGAGAGCGCAAAGCACGCAAGAGAUCUUCCAGAGGCGACAGGGAGCGCCAUGGAGAGCACGGAAGUUCUAGCAAGCGACGGAAACACGGAUCGGCAUCCGCAUCCUCGAGGCAUCAUUCCUCGUCCACUGAUCCAGAAAAGAAAUUGCGAAAGCUGGUCGGCGAAGUCGUUGUCAAAUGCAUGAGCAAAUACUCUGACAGGCUGGAUCGCGACGUCUUCAAGAAGCAUGCUCGAGACCUCACAGAUGUCGUUUGCGCAAAGGAGAUGAAGCAUACAUCCUGGCCGCCUGCAGAGGGCAAGUUGGAGACGCUGACAGCAGAAAAAAAGACGAAGAUGAAGACAUUCGCAAACGAGUACAUCGGAAAGUUGAUCGCUAGGAAGGGCAAGCCAGCGCUCAAUGGCGACUCAUCAUCGGCCCAUGCAAAUCGCAGCUCAAGCAGAACAGAUUCGCCUCCAGAAUCGCGUGGCGGCCACUCCUCGCGCCAAGGCCGUCCGUCAAAUGAGCAUGCGGCCUGGGUACCCGAUGGCGACGGAUCAAGUAGCAUCGUAGAUGAAGCAGACGCCGGAUCCCUCGGCUCCCAUGGCACAGCGUCGAAUACUGGGUCCGGCACAACGUUGGGCACUCCAGCGAGCCCCAAGGCCGUGGCUCACUUUGGUUUGCCGCCCGGGCUCAGCGCCAUGCUUUCAGUCUCGGGUGCAAAUAGCAAAGACUCACAUGCGUUGGCAUCGCCACUUGCUCGCCACAGCGACUCCUUGCCUCCAGGCCCCCCACCAUCCAUGCCCACCUUCCCGGCGCACCCAGGCCCUCCUCCGCGAUUCUAAUCGCACUGUGGACAAUCGCGACAAUCGCUCGACCUGACAUCGCGCAUGUCACAGGAUGAGGUUCGAUCCCCCCC